Molecule: messenger RNA, 6869 nt
Organism: Notothenia coriiceps (black rockcod)
Lineage: Eukaryota; Metazoa; Chordata; Actinopteri; Perciformes; Nototheniidae
Gene: adgrl2a
Product: adhesion G protein-coupled receptor L2a
Exons: 24
Coding region: 669-5213 (1514 amino acids)
Biological process (GO): adenylate cyclase-activating G protein-coupled receptor signaling pathway; cell surface receptor signaling pathway
Cellular component (GO): plasma membrane
Molecular function (GO): G protein-coupled receptor activity; carbohydrate binding
Source: RefSeq, a predicted model, not a curated record
GCUCUGCACUGGCGCUGUUUACUGGAAGCCCGCUCCGCGCCGCUUCCACCAAGUGAACACUGUGAGCGGGAUCUCUUCCACAGGCGAGCCGCUGAAACUUGUCUACACACUCAGAGGAGAGCAAGAGAGCAGCGUCGGCGGUUAAAGUAGCGGAGAACGGUGUUUUCCCCCCAACAGACACUGAAAUCCCCACACUGUCCCUCUCAGCCACUCUUUUUUUCACCUAGUGGGUCCCCGAGCUCUGCUACUUGUUUGUUGUCGCCGCUUCGGGAGGCACGAGACAACCGAGAAUAGCCGAGCCGCUCAGAGGCGCGGAUGAGUCAGGACUGAAGCGCACCUUUCUGGCCAUGGAAGUGUGUGUCCGGAGCAGGGGGAUGUACGGGCUGAGAAGGGGACCUGCCAGCCUCUGUCCCAGAUAAGGAGAGCAUGCAUCAGAGCUGCAGACUCAGUCUCUUCGCUGCAGAGGAGUUCCCAUCAGACUGUCUUUCCACUAUCUGACAUUUUUACUUUUCACAUCCCUUCUGACUUCAUUUCAGCGUCGCUGCUUUUUCAAGAAAGGUGACAGGAUCAAUGAUGAGCAUCUCUGAGACCGGUUGGCUUGGACUUUUCUAAUCAGAACCUUUUUACUCGCAACACAAUCCUGCCACAAACCAUCAACCCCGGGCGCCAUGGCAUGCUCCCUGUUGAAACUACAGACCUUCUGCUGGUUUCUCAUCACACUAGCACAAGUGCACUCCACAGAGGGGUUUAGCCGAGCCGCCCUGCCAUUUGGCUUAGUACGGAGAGAGCUGUCUUGUGAGGGUUACCCCAUCGAUCUGCGGUGUCCAGGAAGUGAUGUCAUAAUGAUUGAAAGUGCCAACUAUGGCCGAACGGACGACAAGAUCUGCGACGCUGACCCUUUCCAGAUGGAGAACAUCAACUGCUAUCUUCCAGAUGCCUUCAAGAUCAUGUCACAAAGAUGCAACAAUCGGACACAGUGCAUUGUGAUCACUGGUUCAGAUGUCUUCCCUGACCCCUGCCCAGGAACCUACAAAUACCUGGAGGUCCAGUAUGAGUGCGUGCCCUACAGUCCAUGCCCAAGCAGAAUAGGACCAAGAACACAGAAUGUAUCCUAUCGCGACUGCCCUGUUUUUCUUUGUCCUGGGACUCUGAAAACUGUCGGUGAUCCUUCCUUUCUAUUUGAAGCGGAGCAACAAGCCGGCGCCUGGUGCAGAGACCCGCUGCAAGCUGGCGACAAAAUCUACGUUAUGCCUUGGACUCCUUAUAGGACAGACACUCUCAUUGAGUAUUCCUCUUUUGAUGACUUCCAAAAUGCCCGGCUAACCAUCACCUACAAGCUGCCUCACCGGGUGGAUGGGACCGGAUUUGUGGUCUACGAUGGGGCCGUGUUUUUCAACAAGGAGCGUACCCGCAACAUUGUGAAGUUUGACCUGCGGACUCGAAUCAAAAGUGGUGAGGCGAUCAUCAAUAAUGCCAACUACCACGACACAUCGCCCUACAAGUGGGGUGGCAAAACAGACAUUGACCUGGCCGUAGAUGAGAAUGGGCUGUGGGUGAUCUACGCCACCGAGCAGAACAACGGUAUGAUCGUAAUCAGCCAGUUGAACCCCUACACGCUGCGAUUUGAGGCUACCUGGGACACGACCUAUGAUAAGCGCUCAGCCUCCAAUGCCUUCAUGGUUUGUGGAGUACUGUACGUGGUCCGCUCCACCUAUGAAGACAACGAAAGUGAAGUCAGCAAGAGCAUGAUCGAUUACGUUUACAACACCAAACAGAACCGUGGGGAAUACGUUGAUAUCCACUUUCCCAACCAGUACCAGUACAUUGCAGCUGUGGAUUACAAUCCGCGAGAUAACCAGCUCUAUGUGUGGAAUAAUUUUUACAUCCUGAGAUACACUCUGGAGUUUGGCCCACCUGAUCCAGCACAUGCUCCACCACUUUCAGAAGUCACCACGACCCCUCAGCCUCAGAAAACGACAACCACCACCACAACAACCACGGUGCACUGGGGUGUGGCCAACACGAGCUCCACAACAGGGCUCAAGGACGGCAGCAGGGGAGCGCCCAAGCCUCCUCCUGUGAUUCUGCAGACUACUUCCCCUCCGCCCCUCGAGUCCUUCCCUUUACCCGAGCGCUUCUGCGAGGCCAUCGAGAAAAGAGACAUAAUGUGGCCUCAGACCCAGAGGGGCAUGAUCGUGGAGCGACCUUGCCCCAAGGGAACACGAGGCACAGCCUCUUAUUCAUGUGUCCUUUCCACUGGGGCCUGGCACCCGAAGGGCCCUGAUCUCAGCAACUGUACCUCCCACUGGGUCAACCAAGUUGCCCAAAAGAUCCGCAGCGGUGAGAAUGCCGCUAACCUGGCCAACGAGUUAGCCAAGCACACCAAAGGGCCCAUCUUUGCCGGGGACGUCAGCUCCUCGGUGCGCCUGAUGGAGCAGCUGGUGGACAUCCUGGACGCUCAGCUGCAGGAGCUCCGGCCCAGCGAGAAGGACUCUGCCGGACGGAGCUUCAACAAGCUUCAAAAACGAGAAAGGACAUGCAGGGCAUACAUGAAGGCCAUUGUGGACACGGUAGAUAACCUUCUGCGACCGGAGGCCUUGAAGUCCUGGCACGACAUGAACAGAACGGAGCAGACGCACGCAGCCACCAUGUUACUGGACACUUUGGAGGAGGGGGCGUUUGUCCUCGCCGACAACCUCAUGGAGCCUGCCAUUGUAAAAGUUCCUGCAGACAACAUAAUUCUGGAUGUGUAUGUGCUCAGCACAGAUGGCCAGGUCCAGGAUUUUAAAUUUCCACAGUCCAGCAAGGGCGGUAUCUCAAUCCAGCUGUCGGCAAACACCGUGAAGCUCAACAGUCGGAAUGGAGUUGCCAAGCUGGUUUUUGUGCUCUAUAAAAAUCUGGGCCAGUUCCUCAGCGCUGAAAACACAACCAUCAAGAUGGCCAACGAGGCUUAUGGCAGCAACGUGUCUGUGGCUGUCAACUCUGACAUCAUCGCUGCCUCCAUCAACAAAGAGUCCAGCCGCGUAUUCAUUAACGACCCGGUGAUUUUUACCCUGGAGCACAUCGAUAUUGAGCACUACUUCAACUCCAAUUGCUCCUUCUGGAAUUACUCUGAGAGGAGCAUGAUGGGCCACUGGUCCACCCAAGGGUGCAAACUCCUGGACUCCAAUAAAACCCACACCACUUGCUCCUGCAGCCAUCUCACCAACUUUGCAAUCCUCAUGGCGCACCGUGAAACUUCAAUUCACGACAGAGUGCACGAGCUACUUCUGACGGUCAUCACGCGCGUUGGGAUCGUGGUGUCCCUCGUCUGCCUCACCAUCAGCAUCUUCACCUUCUGCUUCUUCCGGGGCCUGCAGAGCGAUCGCAACACAAUCCACAAGAACUUGUGCAUCAAUCUCUUCAUCGCAGAGUUAAUAUUCCUAAUCGGUAUCGAUAUGACGGAACCCAGGAUUGGAUGUGCCAUCAUCGCGGGAAUCCUCCACUUCUUCUUCCUGGCUUCCUUCUCCUGGAUGUGUCUUGAAGGGGUCCAGCUGUACCUCAUGCUUGUGGAGGUCUUUGAAAGUGAAUACUCUCGGAAGAAGUAUUACUACGUGUCUGGUUACCUCUUCCCUGCCAUCGUGGUCGGUGUCUCCGCAGCGAUCGACUACAGGAGCUACGGGACCAAGAAAGCGUGCUGGCUAAGUGUGGACAAUCAUUUCAUAUGGAGCUUUAUAGGACCUGUCACCUUUAUCAUCAUGCUCAAUCUCAUCUUCCUGGUCAUCACAAUGUACAAAAUGGUGAAGCACUCCACCACCCUGAAACCAGACUCUAGCCGACUGGAGAAUAUAAAAUCCUGGGUCAUGGGAGCGUUUGCUUUGCUGUGUCUGCUCGGACUCACGUGGUCCUUCGGCCUCUUCUUCAUCAACGAGGCCUCGAUUGUCAUGGCUUACCUCUUCACCAUAUUCAACACCUUCCAAGGAAUGUUCAUCUUUAUUUUCCACUGCCUUCUCCAGAAAAAAGUCCGCAAAGAGUACAGCAAGUGCUUCCGCCACACGUACUGCUGCGGAGGGCUUCCGACUGAGAGCUCCCACAGCUCUGCGAAGACCUCCACCACCCGGACCAGCGCUCGCUACUCCUCUGGUACCCAGAGUCGUAUCAGGAGAAUGUGGAAUGACACCGUAAGAAAGCAAUCUGAGUCCUCCUUUAUCUCAGGUGACAUCAACAGCACCUCCACCCUUAACCAAGGAAUGACCGGGAAUUAUCUACUAACAAAUCCUCUUCUUCGACCACAAGGCACUAACAACCCUUAUAACACCUUACUGGCUGAGACAGUCGUAUGUAACACCCCCACGGCUCCAGUGUUUAACUCGCCAGUGACCUACAGAGAGACAAGGCACUCACUGAACCACGUGGUGAGGGAUACAAGUGCAAUGGAUACACUACCGCUAAAUGGUAACUUUAACAAUAGCUACUCGCUGCGCAAUGGGGACUUUGGCAACAGUGUGCAGGUAGUGGACUGCGGCCUUAGUCUGGACGAUGCUGCCUUCGAGAAAAUGAUCAUCUCUGAGCUAGUACACAACAACCUGCGUGCCUGUAACAAAAUCCACCAUCAGCAACAGCAGCAGCACCACAGUUUACACCACCCACCCCACCACCAGCAGCCCCCGCAGUACCACCAUCACCACCACACGGAGCGGGCUCCGCCCAAGGUGACGGUGGUAGGCGGCAGCAGCAGCGAAGACGACGCCAUCGUGGCCGACGCUUCGUCUCUGGUGCACGUGGGCGAGGUGGGCCUCGAGCUGCACCAUCAGCUGGAGGCUCCGCUCAUCCCCCAGCGGACUCACUCGCUUCUGUACGCUCCCCAGAAGAAAGUGAGGACGGAUGGGGAAGUGGAAACCUUUGUCAGCGAGCUGACCCCCACCGACCCCGACGACAGUCUGCAGUCCCCCAACAGAGACUCCUUGUACACUAGUAUGCCUAAUCUGAGAGACUCUCCGAACGCCGAGAGCAGCCCUGACGUGUUGGAGGACCUGUCCCCCUGCAAGGGGAGCGAGAACGAGGACGUUUAUUACAAGAGCAUGCCCAACUUAGGGUCCGGCCACCAGCUCCAAGCCUAUUACCAGAUAGGCCGAGGGGGCAGCGAUGGUUACAUUAUUCCUAUUACUAAAGAUGGGGGCAUCCCUGAGGGCGAUGUACGGGAAGGACAGAUGCAGUUAGUGACAAGCCUUUAAAUGUAUUUAAAUCAUCCCCAAAUCUCUUCAUGCCCUUUAGCAGUCCUGUCCUCUCUAAUGAAGUGAAGGGAAUUGUUUGUUUUAUUUUUGAAGAGAGCGUAGAAGCCCCAUCAUACACACUCUCCAUUUACAAACAUCCUCCUCGAGCUGCAUUGCCAUCUCCUCCUCCCCAAACACGCCACUCCCGCCCGCCCCCCUCCCUGCAGACCUACAGACUUGGUGCACAGUGAUGGCAGUGCAAAGUUUUAAUGAGACUGUACAUAAAUUGCAGAGAUCAAUUUUAAGAGACAAGCCAACUAUGUAUUUAAAUGUGCUGCUGCUGUUAAAUAAUUGAGACAAAUUUAAGGUACGAAAAUAAAAAAAAUAAAUAAAAAAAAAGCAUUACUGGCUACAUCAUAUCAGCAAUUUCCUGUUCAAAAGGUUGUACAUACACUCCCCAACAUCCCCGUUGAAGCCUGUUUUUUUUUUAUUAUGUAAACAAUACAACACCCUGGACCAGGAUGUGGACUCAAUGUUCCUGAUCAGACUGUUGGAAAAGGAAUAUAAGGUCCUGCGUCGCUCUCCUUCACCAUGAAGUUGGAUUGUAUAACCACUAGCAAUCAAGCCCCUGGCCUUAUAUUUUCUCAACUGUACAUUGAACUGUUGUCAAGGAAAAUGGCUAAAAUAUAUAUUUUGUUGUAUUGCUAGUGUAAAAUAAAAAAUCAUGGGAAAGCGUAAAUAUGAAGAAAACUUUUAAUUGCAAAUUUUAACGUUUGAGAAACUAUUGUGUAGAAGUUGCACAUAUGAUAUACAGUGUGUUUAUGGUUCCAACACUUCAUUCAUGGUAGUAUGUUUGAACGUCAAGGCUUAUAAAAAGAAAGGAAGAUUCAACAAAUUACAAAGAUGCAUUCUCACUUUUUCCCACUUGUGAACAGUGUUUUUUGCUUAAUGAGUUCCAUUGAUAUCGCCCAUCAAAAUAUGUCUAUUUAAUUUUUGCCAAAGUGGCAUUACUUCAGUAGUAUGGGGAUGCAAACACCCAGGUAAAGUGAUUUAUUAAUUGCACAUUUUGGUGUAAUUCUGAAUGAAAUAGAUCUUUUUUUGUGGUAGAUUGAUGGGCAAGCGCAACUGAAUUGAAACCGACUUUUGACAAUAAAGUUUCUAUCAUAAACGUAGUUGUUCCGCCUGGGUUUGGACAUUUUAUUUAUUAAAAUCUUUCCAAAAAAUGAAUGGGAAAUGUGUAAAUAUUUCCCAGCACUGGUAAACAUGCUGUACUGUAGCUCAUGUUUUUUUAUGUAAACAUGUUACCAAGGGGCUCAUCACUUAAGACUGAUGUAAAGUUCAACACUUGUAUAACAAAUAAAAUAAAUGUGAGAUUUUUGGUCAAAUGCCAGUUGCUUUUUAAUGUUUUGUGUUUUUGGUACUAUUUGAGUUAACAGGUUUUAAUUAUUUUAGCUAUGGACAAAAUACACUUUUGACUCAGGUUAUAAGUAAGUCCCAAGCACCUUGAACGAUUUAUUUUCUGUUCUGCUUUUUUCCUCAACCGCUGCAGUAGAGAGAGCUCAUUUCAAAGUCUGUGUUAGAGAAGCCAAAUCUUUCCAUGUGAUUCAAAGAUGAGAAACUCAGGUAGGAAAAUUGCAUUGUAAAUGUUCCUCUGUGUGGUUGUAACACUAAUAAAGG